Molecule: messenger RNA, 2142 nt
Organism: Microdochium trichocladiopsis
Lineage: Eukaryota; Fungi; Ascomycota; Sordariomycetes; Xylariales; Microdochiaceae
Exons: 4
Coding region: 1-2142 (713 amino acids)
Biological process (GO): vesicle-mediated transport
Cellular component (GO): cytosol; endocytic vesicle
Molecular function (GO): small GTPase binding; guanyl-nucleotide exchange factor activity
Source: RefSeq, a predicted model, not a curated record
AUGCCUUCGCCUUGUGAUGGCCCUUCUUCGCCCACCAUCGAGGCUGCGCUGACCAGCGACGCCAGCGUCAGCCAUGCCCUCGACCGCGUACAGCCAUCCGAUCACGACAAGCCCGAUGGCUCGCCAGACCCCAUGGAGUCUUCCGUCGCCACUCUCAAGCCUGCCAAACCUCAGCUUCUCUCCAUAGACACAACAACUUAUGUCGACCCGACCCCUCCGACCCCGUCCGGCUCGCAGCCUCAGUCCCGAAGCAGCUCUGUUCACAGACCACGCGAUACAGUCACAGGCACCUCGCCGGUUCCUUCAGAUUCUGGCUACGAUGACAAGCGCGACGUUAGUGAAGAUGAGCAGGAGGGCAGCUCUCGGUCCGAAAUCCAGUCCAUCAUGCUGCAGUUCCCGGAAGGCGGUGGGGGUCCAGGCGCUGAGGAGGUCAUGAGUCCCCGUCUAGAGCUGACGUCGCCCAUCCUUGGCGGCGCUCCGGUGCAACACCCUCCACGAAAAUCGAGCCUUGAGCCCCUUUCUUCGACCAUUGUGCAGCAACUGCAGGAAUUGAGAGUCGCAAAUGACUCGUCGACAAGCGUGCGGACCUCGGAUAAAUCAUUGCCUCCGGUGAACGAUCAUGGCCCGCCGGUGCCUCCAAAGGACGGCCCUGCAGACGAAGGGGUACCUCGGUCUGACUCUACCAGUACCUUACACCGGCCUCCCCCCCCAGAGCCCGAGCCCGAGCCAGUUCUGCCGUUUGACUUCCACCGCUUCCUGGAUCAGCUCAAAAACAAGAAAGCAGAUCCAGUGGCACGGUAUCUCAAAUCGUUCCUGUCUGAGUUUGGGAAGCGGCAGUGGAUGGUGCAUGAGCAGGUCAAGAUCAUUGGGGACUUUCUGGCUUUCAUCGCCAACAAGAUGGCCCAAUGUGAGGUGUGGCGGGAUGUGUCCGAUGCCGAGUUUGACAACGCCCGCGAAGGCAUGGAAAAGCUUGUCAUGAAUCGACUGUAUAGCCAGACCUUUUCGCCGGCUAUCCCACCCCCGCAGCCAAUCCCUGGCGCAAAAACUAGACGAAGGCAGGACAAGCCCAUGGGACCUGGGCGUAGAGGACAGCAUCAGGAAGACGUGGAGCGCGAUGGCGUCCUGGCCCAGAAGAUCAGCAUUUACAGCUGGGUCAGCGAGGAGCACCUCGACAUUCCCAAAGUCAGUGACAGUGGUCGCCGGUUCCUCAACCUUGCACAACAGGAGCUGCUUAAGAUUCGAUCCUACAGAGCACCAAGGGACAAAAUCAUAUGUGUGCUUAACUGCUGCAAGGUGAUAUUCGGGCUUCUCAAACAUGCGAAAUCGGACUCAUCGGCAGAUUCCUUCAUGCCCCUGCUCAUCUAUGUAGUUCUGCGGGCGAAUCCGGAGCACUUCGUCUCGAAUGUUCAAUAUAUCCUACGGUUCCGCAAUCAAGAAAAACUGGGCGGCGAAGCUGGUUAUUACCUGUCCUCCUUGAUGGGCGCAGUACAAUUUAUUGAGAAUAUGGACCGCACGACGCUGACGAUUUCGGAUGAGGACUUCGAAAGGAACGUGGAGGCGGCAGUGUCCGCAAUAGCUGAGAAGCACCGCACAGAAGAGUCGCCUGUGCGUACCGAGCAGCCGCCUCUGAGGUCCGAGAAGGUUGUGCCAUCCCAACCCUCGUCGUCGCGACCGUCACUUGACAUUGAUGCUUCAGGCACUCCGCGUCGCUAUUUGUCGUCUAUGGAGGCUAGCAAUGAUUCGGGUGACGAGGGCGCCAUUCCUGGGCUUCUGCGUGCUGUCCAGAGACCUCUUUCGUCCAUUGGACGCAUGUUCUCGGACGAAUCUGAUGUCGCUGGCCCAUCAGUGGCCAUGCGCCAGCCACAGCAGACGACGUAUGCUCCGUCUCGGUUAGGUCCACAUGGGAGCAGUGUGCGUGGACCUUCUGAUGAUAUCAGUAGGGACUCUCAACUUUCUGCGCAGGAGGCUGCCGCCAGGCAAGUUAGCGCGGAAGUUGCGGAAGCACAGCGCGUGAGCCGAGCCGAGCACCACAAUGUCGUAGAGACUUUGGCAGGCAUGUUUCCCGACCUGGACCGCGAAAUCAUUAGUGACGUCGUCUACGAGAAAGAGGGAAGGUGUGUCGUAUCUCUCCCCCUGCAUUAA